Cydia fagiglandana is the source of this 822-nucleotide messenger RNA. RefSeq lists its product as uncharacterized. NCBI's taxonomy places the organism in Eukaryota, Metazoa, Arthropoda, Insecta, Lepidoptera, Tortricidae. The coding region runs from base 22 to 822 and encodes 266 amino acids. The transcript has 3 exons. The record is from RefSeq and is a predicted model, not a curated record.
CCUUGGAACAGAAUUCUUUAUAUGGCAACAGUCAACACUUGUCAAACCCUAGUACGUUGUUUGUCAAGUCGUGUCAAUUUUCGGAAUAACAAACGGUUAUCUUGCGUUAUUAUGUCGAAACCCAUAAAAAGUUCAGCUAGGAGGUUAAUUUAUACAAUGAUGUGUAAAUUUAAAGCAAAACAAGAAGAGCGAGCCUCUGCCUUUCGCGAGAAAGAACGAUAUUUCCAUGAAAUAAUGGCUGCCACAGAGAGGAUAAGAGAUAAAGCCGAUGACAGCAGCUUAAAUGAGUUGAAUGAUAUUAAUAAUGCUGUGAAGAGUUUACAACAACUAGAGGAAAAUAGUCGGCUCAAAACGGAAAUUCAAUUUGUGCAAGAAAUUUCUGCAAUGACAGAUGUUGGUACAGCUACUAUCAAAAGAAUAAAAAAAGAAGGACAGUCAAAUGCAGGUGUUUGGAAUACUCCCGGGAAAAAGCGUCCACAUAAACCAACAGUUGCCAAUUUGGAUAGUUUUGACAUUAACGCGAUCAGGCAGAAGAUCAAUGAAUACUACACAGUGAAGAAACAGGUGCCUACUUUACGUACCUUGUUAACAGAUUUAAGAGAGAGCAUAGGAUUUACCGGAUGUCGUGAAACGUUGCGCAAAAUUUUAUUAUCCAAUGGCUUUGAGUUCAAAAAAAAUAUAAACGAACGUAGUAUAAUCAUGGAGAGAUAUGACAUAGCAGCAUGGAGGCACAGAUUUUUGAGAGCCAUUAGUAAAUACCGCCAGCAAGAAAAGCCGUUAAUUUAUUUGGAUGAAACAUAUACCUAUUCAUCAAAAUUAUAG